GAUCUGGAUAUGGAGGAUGGGGAUCGGUAUGGGGACGAACUCGAUAUGCCUGGACAGAAAUUUGACAGCAAACAUCGACAGUCCAUCCGAAAUCUGCGUAUUCGCGAGGACACCGCCAAGUAUCUCUUCAACUUGGAUCCGAAUAGCGCUUACUACGAUCCGAAGACACGUGCUAUGCGUGAGAAUCCUUUCGAAGGUACCGGAAAACCGGAAUCUGAGGUGCCUUUUGCUGGUGACAAUUUCGUUCGUUAUGAUGGUGAAGUGCAGGAUAUGGUCCGGAGUCAGGUGUUCGCUUGGGAAAUGCACAACAAGCUUGGUCUUGAUGUUCAUCUGCAAGCGGAUCCGACCCGCUUGGAACUUUUAUCCAAAAAAGUGGCAAAAGCUAAGGAGGAUGUUCAGUCGAAAAUUCGUCAAGAAAUUAUGGAUCACUACGGUGGGCGUGAGCAUCUGGAGCCAAUCCCGCGCGAGCUUCUUCUCGGUCAGUGGGAAACCUAUGCCGAAUAUUCACCUACUGGCCGAGUAAUCAAAGGCGUAGAAAAGCCCACCGUCAAGUCCCGAUAUGAAGAAGACGUCUACAUCAAUAACCACACGGUAUUUUGCUUCUUAUUGAUGUUAUCUUUUUCCUACUGA
This is a messenger RNA of Dicrocoelium dendriticum, 630 nucleotides long. The record is from the annotation of a GenBank genome assembly. NCBI's taxonomy places the organism in Eukaryota, Metazoa, Platyhelminthes, Trematoda, Plagiorchiida, Dicrocoeliidae.